AGGAAGUGCGGGCGGCGUGUUUGAAAGCGAGGCCAAAGUGGGUGGGAGCGCGUGCUGUUGGGAGUUGCUUGGAGGUUGGCGGCGCGGGGCUGAAGGCUAGCAAAUCGAGCGAUCAUGUCGCACAAACAAAUUUACUAUUCGGACAAAUACGACGACGAGGAGUUUGAGUAUCGGACGCUCCCCCACCCCACCCUUCGAGAACCCCCGCCGCCACCGCCUUGGAGGCUGACCUCUUACUUUCGACAUGUCAUGCUGCCCAAGGACAUAGCCAAGCUGGUCCCUAAAACCCAUUUGAUGUCUGAAUCUGAAUGGAGGAAUCUUGGCGUUCAGCAGAGUCAGGGAUGGGUCCAUUAUAUGAUCCAUGAACCAGAACCUCACAUCUUGCUGUUCCGGCGCCCACUACCCAAGAAGCCAAAGAAAUGAAGCUGGCAAGCUACUUUUCAGCCUCAAGCUUUACACAGCUGCCCUUACUUCCUAACAUCUUUCUGAUAACAUUAUUAUGUUGCCUUCUUGUUUCUCACUUUGAUAUUUAAAAGAUGUUCAAUACACUGUUUGAAUGUGCUGGUAACUGCUUUGCUUCUUGAGUAGAGCCACCACCACCAUAGCCCAGCCAGAUGAGUGCUCUGUGGACCCACAGCCUCAGCUGAGUGUGACCCCAGAAGCCAUGAUGUGCUCUGUAUCCGGAACACACUUGGCAGAUAAAGGAAGCUUCUGAGUUUGAGACCAUGGCCGUUACAGGGAUCAUGUAAACUUCCUGUUUCUGUUUUUUCCUCCCGGGUGUUGUAUGUAUGGUGACUUGUGGAUUUAUGUUUCAUUGUACUGGAAACUUUCCAUUUUAUUCAAGAAAUCUCUUCAUGUUAAAAGCCUUGAUUAAAGAGGAAGUUUUUAUAAUCUAA
Symphalangus syndactylus (siamang) is the source of this 896-nucleotide messenger RNA. RefSeq names its product CDC28 protein kinase regulatory subunit 1B (gene CKS1B). The record is from RefSeq and is a predicted model, not a curated record. Gene Ontology annotation, molecular function: cyclin-dependent protein serine/threonine kinase regulator activity. Lineage: Eukaryota; Metazoa; Chordata; Mammalia; Primates; Hylobatidae.